Messenger RNA from Triplophysa rosa, 5271 nucleotides. RefSeq names its product phosphodiesterase 4D, cAMP-specific (gene pde4d). The coding region runs from base 405 to 2729 and encodes 774 amino acids. The transcript has 15 exons. Gene Ontology annotation, biological process: signal transduction. Gene Ontology annotation, molecular function: 3',5'-cyclic-AMP phosphodiesterase activity. The record is from RefSeq and is a predicted model, not a curated record. NCBI's taxonomy places the organism in Eukaryota, Metazoa, Chordata, Actinopteri, Cypriniformes, Nemacheilidae. Gene Ontology annotation, cellular component: perinuclear region of cytoplasm; cytosol; nucleus.
AGCGUUCGCUGCUUGAAUGGACAGGGAAGAUUCAGUUGAUGGUUUAUUAAGACAGAAAUUCUUAGAAAACGCAUUUAUAUUCGCGAGGUUCACGUUAUUAUGGAAAUUUUGAAAGAAGCGAUGAAGUACAGGACAGAAUGGAGCGACCCGGUACACCGAUCAAAACUAGUCUUCUCAAGCGAUAUUUAAAGGAUAGUGACUUUUCUGCAUUUAGACACUCGGUGUAUUUGUAUAUUUUAUGUAGAAUGUUAUCGUUUUCGUGAAAAUUGCAAUAAGGUACCGCGCGGUUCCUCAUGAAUGUUAUCCAAGUUUCGGACAAAUCAAAUCAAGCGUUGCAAUAACUAUAAUCUCACACAAGGAUAGUUGUGAUAUUUUUCUUCCUUUCGUUAAAAUCGAAUGCAAGAAUGGAUGCUGGCAGCGAGGUGUCCACUGUUGUUUCUCCUGGUUCCGAUGGAAAUGCCCCAAAACAUCUUUGGAGACAACAGAGCCCGGUUCCUCUUCAGCUCCAGCACGCGCGCAAAAACCACCGGGUGAGACAGAGGGGCUUUUCCGACACUGAGAAGUACCUGAAACCCAGGACCAUGGACCGGACUUAUGCCGUUGACACCGGUAACCGUCCCGUUUUGAAAAAAUCCAGAAUGUCAUGGCCAUCAUCCUUUCAGGGUAUGAAACGCUUUGACGUUGACAAUGGCACCUCAUCGGGACGCAGUCCGCUGGAUCCCUUGGCCAGCCCAGGGUCAGGCCUCAUCCUCCAGGCCAACUUUGUGCACAGCCAGAGGAGGGAGUCUUUCCUGUACCGCUCCGACAGCGACUACGACCUCUCGCCAAAAUCCAUGUCCAGAAACUCCUCCAUCGCCAGUGACAUACAUGGUGAUGAUAUGAUUGUAACACCUUUUGCACAGGUUCUGGCGAGUUUAAGAACGGUCCGGAAUAACUUUGCUGCUUUAACAAAUGUCCAGCAGGAAAGAACCAAUAACAAGAGAUCCCCCAUGUGUAACCCACCUCCCAUCACAAAGACCUCCUACACAGAGGAGGCCUACCAGAAGCUGGCCACAGACACCCUGGAGGAGCUGGACUGGUGCCUCGACCAGCUUGAGACCCUACAGACCAGACAUUCUGUCGGUGAGAUGGCAUCCAACAAGUUCAAAAGGAUGUUGAACAGAGAAUUAACUCACCUGUCAGAGAUGAGCCGGUCUGGUAACCAGGUGUCAGAGUUUAUCUCAAGUACAUUCUUAGACAAGCAACACGAGGUGGAGAUGCCAUCGCCCCAGUCCCAGAAAGACAAGGAGAAGAAGAAAAGGCCAAUGUCCCAGAUCAGUGGCGUAAAAAAACUAACGCACAGUUCCAGCCUCACCAACUCUAACAUCCCCCGAUUUGGGGUCAAAACAGAAACGGAGGACGAGCUGGCCAAGGAGUUUGAAGAUGUAAAUAAAUGGGGCCUUAAUGUCUUCAAAGUCUCAGAAUUUUCUGGAAACAGACCUUUAACAGUUAUGAUGUACACGAUAUUCCAGGAGAGAGACUUGCUGAAGACGUUUAAAAUUCCCCUUGAUACCUUUAUCACCUAUCUGAUGACUUUAGAGGACCAUUACCAUGUUGACGUUGCCUAUCACAACAACAUCCACGCUGCUGAUGUCACGCAGUCCACUCACGUUCUGCUAUCAACCCCUGCCCUUGAGGCUGUGUUUACAGAUCUGGAGAUUCUCGCUGCCAUAUUCGCCAGUGCGAUUCAUGAUGUUGAUCACCCUGGAGUCUCCAACCAGUUCCUCAUUAACACUAACUCUGAGUUGGCCCUCAUGUAUAAUGAUUCGUCUGUGUUGGAGAAUCAUCAUCUGGCUGUAGGCUUCAAACUGCUGCAGGAAGAGAACUGUGACAUCUUCCAGAACCUGACCAAGAAACAGAGACAGUCACUCCGCAAGAUGGUCAUUGAUAUCGUUCUGGCCACAGAUAUGUCUAAACACAUGAAUUUAUUGGCGGAUUUGAAAACCAUGGUGGAGACCAAAAAGGUGACCAGUUCAGGGGUGUUACUACUGGACAACUACUCAGACCGGAUACAGGUCUUGCAGAACAUGGUGCACUGUGCAGACCUCAGUAACCCCACCAAGCCCCUGCAGUUGUACAGACAGUGGACGGACCGCAUCAUGGAGGAGUUCUUCAGUCAGGGAGACCGAGAGAGGGAGCGUGGCAUGGAGAUCAGCCCCAUGUGUGACAAGCACAAUGCAUCGGUCGAGAAGUCUCAGGUGGGUUUUAUCGAUUACAUUGUGCACCCGCUGUGGGAGACGUGGGCAGACCUGGUGCACCCAGACGCCCAGGAUAUCCUGGACACGCUUGAGGACAACAGGGAGUGGUACCAGAGCACCAUUCCACAGAGCCCCUCUCCAGCGCUGGACACCAACAGCGACGGGCGACGCACAACCGGCCAGGAGAAAUUCCAGUUUGAAUUGACUCUAGAGGAGGACGGAGAAUCCGACACGGAGAAGGACAGCGGAAGCCCUCCCGAUGAGGAGGAGGAGGAGGAGGAGGAGGAGGAGGAGGAGGAGGAAGAGGAAGAGGAAGAAGAGGAGGAAAACAGUUGUAGUGACUCUAAAACCCUUUGCACGCAGGACUCUGAAUGUACAGAGAUCCCCCUGGACGAGCAGGUGGGGGACGGACAGGAAGAGGACGACGAAGAACGGGAAAUAUCAGAACCCUUUGUUUUAGAGGAGGACGAGGAGUACACUGCCAACACAUAACACAGUAUGACACGGCACCCGGACUUUUUUAUACGAGAGAUGAGAAACACUUAUGUUUUUUCAUUGUCUGUUUUGCAUACAUCGUUGUUUUGAAGUGCUUUUUAACGUUCGCCUUUUUAACCUGGUUUUAUUUUUCGUUCCUUGCUCUUUUACAUCCACCCGUUGCAACCAUUUUUGCACUCAGGAAUAUCCUUUCCACUUCCACCUUUCACUCAUAGAAACAAGAUAAAUGAAAGGUCGAUAAAAAGCUUGAAUUUGUCUUUUAUUCAUGUUUGUGAGGUACUCUUUUUUUUUGUUUGUUUGGAGUGAAGCAGUAUUUUAAAAACAUUGAACUUAGAAAGCAGUCGUGUGAUUUAUACAGAUUUUUCUCCAAGACACUACUUCUGUCCAUCUGAAAGUGGUCAUCGGAAGCAUUUUAGCAGACACAUUUUGGUAGAAAUGACUACAUGUUUUGAACCUCACGUCUUCCUUGAUGCCUUGAAUGUGUUAUUUAGCUGGAUUUAGUUGUCCGUUUAGUGUAUCAAGCAUUAUUCAAAGUGAACGGACAUGCUACCAAAGUGAAAAGACACACGAGACACAAUCAUCUGCAGAUUCUGACAUUUUGUUUCAGAUAAUCAUAUGUUCCAUUAAUCAGCCAUCUUGUUCUGUUUGCUGCAGCCGUUCUACAUUUAAAAAUAAUAUUUUUAACAUAACAACAGUCUACAAUUUGUACAAAUAUGGUAAUAUUUGCUUACUGGACAAAUUUUGACCAUAAAAUCUAUUUUUCCCCACAAGAACAAUAAUAACUCAGGAUUUUGGUCUAAAAAAGAAUUUGGAAUCAGCCUUAAUUAUAGAAAUGUUUUAAAUACAUUCUUGCGGUGAAUCCUGGGUGUUCACUUUAUAUACAUAAUUAAUAUUAAUAAUAAAACCAUCACUACAAAUAACAGUGCUAAUAGUAAUAGGUGCAGUAUUAUUAUUAUCAUUAUUAUGUUUUUAUUUAUAUCGUGGCUGUUUGUUUGGGCUUCAUCUUACUAAGUUCUUUCCCAGAAUUCACCUGGGUCGUGGUUGUUUGAUCGCAUAUGUCCACGCCCACACCUGACAUAAAUACGUAUUUUUCUCCAUUUACCGGUUUCUUUUAUGAUCACAUGACAAUCAGCUUCAGUGCAAAAUUUUAAGUGUAUUUAUUUUGUGUUUGCCAAACAUUUUCACUCAUGAAGAUUUGAUUGCUGCUGUACUCGUCUUUGCCAAGUGUCCUAAUGUAUAAACGUGGCUCUAUUAUUUUCUCGCUAGCAUUAUUUACGAAUGCUCUUUGAUGUGCUGGUAGCAUAUUAAAGCAUUUUUGUCAAACUGUAGCAUCAGCAAUGCAGGCAUUUGGGUCCGUUCUCCUAAAUAUACUUUAAUACAUAUGCAGUAAAUAGACUUAGUGAAAUGUAUACAAUUCUGUAUGAUACUGAAGCCCCCUGUCAUUGCUUUCUUUAAUCGCUUUAUUUAAAACUCAUUCUGUUGCCAAGUUUUUCUAUUUGUUAAGUUUCGUUUUUUUUUUUUGUGUAUCCAUUUCCUACAUUGUUUCUCGUGUUUACAUACACGUAUUUAUUGUGAUGUACAGUACAUAUUGUUGCUCUUACCAUGUUGUUGUAAACGAUUAUAUCAUCCCUUUUGGUGAUGGUGUUGUAUUAUGGAACUCUUACUGAGAGAAUGUUUGUUAUUCUUAGUAUAUAAUAAUCCCAUUGUUAUGUGUCUCUAGAGAGAUUGCGUAGAGAACGGGGAAAGCCAAAUGAUAGUCUUUCUUGUGUUUUUAUUUUAUUUGGCUUUUUUUUCGUUUUAGAAGAAAGUGGUUCUGUGGCCUGAGGGUUGUGCCUUACAGAUAGAUCUUUAGUUUUUAACCUCUUGCUGCACUAAAGUAACUGCUGGUUGGAAAUUGACUUUGAUGUUGCUUGUGCUUCUCCUGUGUAUUUGGGAUAAAUGCUCCCAGAAAACAAAACGAAACAUGUUUUGUAGACAAAAGUGUCAGACCUCAUUGGACAGGGUAAAGCAGUGUAUAAGAACCUCCAUCGUGUUAACGUCUAUGCUGUGUUCAUUUGACUGAAACAGGCAUUUUAGAUUAUCUAGAACAUUUGUGUUUCUUGCAAUAUGAAAGAAAGAACAACACAUUUGUGUCCGGGGAAUAACAGGGCAUUUUGAUGUCUAGAUUAAAAGAGGGUUAGAGACAUCUUCACCAAAACUUAAAUCUUCAAGUUUGGACUCGUUGACACAUAUACUGUAGAUUCUUAAUUGCCCGAAAUGGAUGAAAUCAGUGUGUACGUUUUUGUUAUCUUUUUAAAUCACGAGAGAAAUACACAAAGUGAAUUUGGAAAAAAAAAAGAAAUUUAGGGAUAACUAUUUUUCUGUUGUGUGACUUGAAUGACAAAUUGUCUGGAGGUUUCACAAGACCGCUUAGUUGUUUAUCAGGCUCAUUGUUUAUUGCAGUCUAUUGGAUAGAACUGUAGAAAUAAAAAUUUACGUACGAAAAGUAGUAAAAUCAAAUAAAAAUGUUUUUAUAUGCACCAAAAUAAAAGCAUGGGUU